AUGGCCUUGAUUCGCUGCUGCUUCGAGCCACCGGAACUGCCCGAGUUCUUCGACAGCUUCGUGCAAAAGUGCACGGAUCCCAGUUGCUGCUGCGGAUGCUGCUCCGCGCUCAGGCCGCGCUACAAGCGCUUGGUCGAUAACAUCUUCCCGGUUAACCCGGAGGACGGGCUAGUCAAGUCGAACAUGGAGAAGCUGACCUUCUACUCGCUGAGCUCGCCGGACAAGCUGGACCGGAUUGGGGAGUACCUGUACCAAAAGGCCACCAAGGAUAUUAACCGAAAGCGCUAUAAACUAGCCGAAAUUGCCAUGGAGGCCAUGGACCUGCUGCUGCAGGCUUGUCAUGCCCAGACCACACUCAACUUGUUUGUUGAGUCUUUCCUGCGGAUGGUUCAGAAGCUUUUGGAGGACUCGAACCCCAACCUUAAGAUAAUGGCCACCAAUUCGUUUGUGAAGUUCGCUAACAUCAACGAGGACACACCAUCUUACCAUCGACGAUACGACUUCUUCAUCUCGAAGUUCUCUUCGAUGUGCCACAGCGAUGCGGCUAGCAUGCGUGACAGUCUGCGUCUGGCUGGAAUCAAAGGAUUGCAGGGCGUCAUCCGGAAAACAGUGUCCGACGAUCUUGUGGAGAACAUCUGGGAGGCGGAGCACAUGGAGAAGAUUGUGCCCUCGCUGCUGUUCAAUAUGCAGUUUUGUGUAAACGUUAUGUUCGUGAAGAAAAAUUUACUGGCGUCCGGGGAUCUAACGCCCGUAGAGGACGCCACCAAUGUGACGCCACCGGCCUUGGCCGAGGAAGUUCUCCGUGAGCUGGUGGGACGCGCCUCCUUCGGUCACAUUCGCAGUGUGCUAAAGCCACUGCUGACCCACUUGGACCGACACGAGUUGUGGGUGCCCAACACAUUUGCCAUUCACACAUUCCGCAUCGUGAUGAUCUCCAUACAGCCACAGUACUCGUAUACCGUGGUGGAGACGCUGAUGCAGCAUCUGGACAACAACUUCAAGUCCUCUCCAAAAACACGCACUUCGCUCGCCGUGGUUCUGUCGAAGAUUAUAGCUAUUGCAGCGGGAGAGAGUGUCGGUCCCUCGGCCCUGGAUAUCAUCAACAACCUGCUGACCCACCUGCGGACUAGUGUGAGCACUACCAGCGAGAUUACACCAGAGGAGUCACAAUACCAGGAGGCGCUGAUCAACGCACUAGGCGAAUUUGCCAACCAUCAUCCCGACUAUCAAAAGAUCGAGAUCAUGCUGUUCAUCAUGAACACCGUGCCGGACCUGUCCAAGAAGAGCAAGGGCGACCAAAUGCUGCAGAACAUUCUGCUUAAAUCGCUGCUCAAGGUUGGCACUCAGUACAGCACCGUCUCCUUCGAAAAGGCUUUCCCUGCCUCCUUCCUGCAGCCGCUGCUCAAGAUGGCACGCGCUCCACACAAUCCCACGCGUAUGGUUGUGAUGCAAAUAUUGCAGGCUCUUCUAGAUCGUCAUCAGAACGAGCAGGUGCUCAGCAGCGUGAGUGUGAAGCCAUACCCGGCUCUCUCCCAAGAGCCGCCGUCGCGCUCCGACAUAAUUUUCACGCACAAAUACGGCGCCAACAUCAUGCAGGCGUUGAUCGACUCAAUGGCAUUGUCGGAUCGGGUUGACGCCCUGACCUCCAGUUUUAAUACCGCUGCUCUACUCAUCGUGGAAAUGUCCUGCAACGAGACCGUGCAAGAGUUUCUUCUGUUUAUCCUCGGAAUCCAGCAGGUAGCCUGCACUGUGGACACUCUGGGAAACGUACACAAAUGUAGUCUGCAUGCCAUCUCAAUUGGCCUGCUGGUGCUUAUCUCGCGUGUUAGUGGCAUCAACAACCUUCUGGAGUAUGCUCAAAAGAUAGUGGACGCACGGCGCGAGGAGGCCAGCCAUUUCCUUCCCCCACUGCUCGAGCCCAAGAAGCUAGCCGGAAAGACGUUUAAUCUGCAGCUGCCGCACUUGGCCAUAGAUAAGUUGGCGCUGGGCGAGUGCUUGCAGAACGCGGGCAUGGACGCCCAACGCCUCAACACUGGUGCUCCGUACUCGCUUAACCAGACGGAUCACCCAGGUCACCGUCACUCUUGGGUGGAGUCGGUAAGCAACCAGCUGACGCAGCGCAACAGCUCGGCGGAUCUGACGGUCUACAACGGCGAUGUGGACAGCGUUAGCAGCUCGCCGGGAGUGUGCAAAAAGCUCCUUGCGCCGGAGUUCAACUUCGACGCCAUGAAGCGAGCUCUGGCGGAGCCAACUGAGGCCGCUAAGCGGGAGCAACGCGAGCGCCAGAUGCAGAUAGUGCGCACCUUCCGCGAGGGCGAGUUCGACGACCUUAUGAGACGCACAGAACCUAAGCACGAUCUCAUCCAGAACCGCCUUAACGAGCUUUUCAACUCGCUAGCCGUGGAGCGUCAGAUCACCCAAAGCGACACCAAGACCAGUCAGUUGCAAGCCAGCAAUGAGAAGCCCAUCUACGAGACGAACUUUCCGGAACUCUUUUACUACUAAACCAUAUUUCUCGAAGCGUACACGAUAUCCGGCAAAUAUUCUCUAAUCAAUUCAUGUAUAUCUAUAGCCGAGAAAGCGAAUUUGUUUGGUGUCAGUAUGGAACUAGGUAAAUCUAAUUAAAUUUUCUGUUGUUAAAUGCAAACAAUUCAAUUGUUAAACGACCCUGAAUAUGUACUUUGAAUUAAUUGUUAUACAAAUACAUAUAUGUAUACAAGUAUAA
Drosophila mauritiana is the source of this 2725-nucleotide messenger RNA. It is a transcript of the gene stmA, whose product is annotated as protein EFR3 homolog cmp44E. Bases 1 to 2505 code for a protein of 834 amino acids. Gene Ontology annotation, cellular component: plasma membrane. Gene Ontology annotation, biological process: protein localization to plasma membrane. The record is from RefSeq and is a predicted model, not a curated record. The transcript has 9 exons. Lineage: Eukaryota; Metazoa; Arthropoda; Insecta; Diptera; Drosophilidae.